This is a messenger RNA of Amphibalanus amphitrite, 6653 nucleotides long. Its product is annotated as pneumococcal serine-rich repeat protein-like. Gene Ontology annotation, molecular function: protein binding. Lineage: Eukaryota; Metazoa; Arthropoda; Thecostraca; Balanomorpha; Balanidae. The record is from RefSeq and is a predicted model, not a curated record. The transcript is spliced from 9 exons. The coding region runs from base 129 to 4733 and encodes 1534 amino acids.
GUACAUUGCUGGCACCUACAAGCUCCAGCAGCCAUUCCAUGGCACUAACAAGUUUUGUAUAAUGCUCUGAAUAGCUGCUUAUUUACAGUAUAACAUGACAUUUUUAAAUCACUAAACACUUACAUGGGAUGAGUUCUAGAGCAUCAGUUGGACAAAAAUCAUCCCAAGUAAUAUGUGAGGAGAUCUUUGAUGAAGACUCCAUUGCCACCCACGAUGAGGUGCUGGAGUACGCCCGCCGAAUCGGCAUCGAUCCGGAGCGGGAGCCGCAUCUGCUGCAUAUCGCUGACGAGGGGGUCAACCAGUCCCUGCCUCCCGGCUGGAAACCAUGUUUCGAGGAGGAGAAGGGUCUGCUGUACUACUUCAACUUCCGCUCGGGCGAGACGCGCUGGGAACACCCUCUGGACGCCGUCUACCGCCAGAAAGUGAUUGUGGCGCGGAAACAGGCGGCCUCGGCUGAAGGUGGCGUCCCUACCGGAGCCGGCGCAGAGUUCGGGCGCUCCCGACGGCUCUGCGCAGAGGAGGAGCGUGAAAAGAAGAACGUCUCGUUCGCGCCCAGCGUUCACCAGAUCGAGUUUGACCUGGACGAAGAGGAAGAGGACGAGGACUGUGAGGAUGUCCAUGACGAUCGCCUUCGACAGCUGCAGACUCCGCAGCCGCCGCCACUGCACGGCGCCUCCUGGCUUCGGGAAAAGUUGGAGGACAGUGGCCGGCCGGGCGGUGACCGUCUGAGCCUUCUGCGGGCCCCGCCGGAUCGAGACGACUCACUGGAGAUGGCGCAGGAUAUCACCGAGGACUCGCAGCUGUCCCUGCACGCCAGCGAGGGCUCCGACUCGCCGCGCCGUCAGCUCGAGCGGCGCAAAGAGGAGGAGGUGCGCGCCGCACUGCGCGAGCGGCGUCUGGCGGAGCAGCGCCGGCGCGAGCCGAGCCCGCCUCCGGCCCCGGCCCCGCAGCCGGCGGCGGUCGGCCCGGCGCCGCUGACACCCGCCCGGCUGCGGCCGCUGGCCCCGGUGGCUGCUCCCGUCCGCGGUCCUCUGGCGCCGCUGCCUUCUAUCGGGGCUCCUCGCCCGCCGCCCGGGGGACUAGCGCCGCUGGCCCCGCUCAGGCCGGUCGGCAAAGGAGGCGCCACUGCGGGGGUAAAGCAGGGCACACCAGCGGCCAGUCAACCGGCUCCGGCCGCCGCGAAGAGGGCAGCUAAGCCCACACCCGCCGUCAAACAGCAAACACGGAAACCACCUCCAGCAGUGACUAGAGCAGCGGAGAAACCAACUCCGGUGGCUGCGACGCGAUCAGAAAAACCUGUACCAGCAACUGCCUCCGCUACACGAUCUUCCAACCAGACUGAGCGACCGAUGCCGGCGGCCCGUGCCUCUAGCCCCGCCCCGUCAGACCAAAAGUCUGCCUCAGGUCCCAUUCCCAGCUCUUCUGACUCUAAACCCGUCCGUGACCCCACUUCCGGCUCUGCUGCUAAUCCUAGUCCCGCCCCUGUCUCCGUCAGUGGUGCUAGCCCAGACCAGGGUCCGGGCGAGACUGGGACGCGUCCAGUCACAUAUCAGGGAGGUCGAGGUCGCCCAGCCACGUUUACGGAGAGACUGCUGGCCAGGAAGGUAGCAGCCCGACCAUCAGAGGCCGGUGAUUCUCCUGCGGCGAACACGAGAAGUGGAGCUAACGAAUCUCCGCGAACGACAAACGCUGGUGCCACAGCUACAGCUACAGCGAGCACCGCUUCUUCAGCUCAGACUGUGCCCACCAUAACCCAUACCACUACACCACCUGCCUCCGUCACCGCAACCGCUGUCACUUCCACCAAGCCUUCUACCACUACCCUGGGUGUGUCUUUGACGGCCGACUCGAUCCCGUUUAUCGACGAGGCAUCUGAGGGUUCUGUCGGGGAGUCGGGCCGGUCGGCGUCGGGCCGUGGUCCUCCCGGUCCGGCUGCUCGGGAGUCGGACGGUGUCGGUCGUCCUGGGGUCUCUCCUGGAAGACAGGAGGUCAGUGGAAGUGGUACUGAGGGCGGCAGUACGGCUGGUGAGGAGUCACCCAGGCCGGCGGAGACUGAGACAGAGAGACCGGAAGAGGCAAAGCAUGGCCGUUUGAAUAUGAAAGCCAGUCAGGAAUCCAGUAGGUCUCGUGAUGGAGAAGUGCAGGAUGAAGUGCAGGCAGGCGGGAAGGGUGCCUCAGUGAAAGAAAGCGUCGAUGAGGGUGUGGUGAACGUUGAUUCCUCAGUGAAGCUAUUGAGCGAAGCUGAACACCAUCCAGCAGACAAGCCGAACGAUGGCCGUUAUUCUGUUUCGGUGCCAUCUAAAGGCGAUGGCCUCUGUGGCGGGAAAGGCACUCCACCUCAAACACCAACCACCGUCAACGCCCAGCAGUCAAACGUCUCACCAGUCUCACUCCUGAACAGCGGCGGGUUGUCCCGUCAGCAGGCUACCACCACAGAGCCUUCUGUCGGCGGCAAUCCGGACCACCCGGCGCCCUCCGGCUCCGUUCUUUCUUUCUCUCUGUGCGCACAGAACACCCCUGAUGAGAAGGAUCGGGAGAGACGACUGCGCCUGGCCGCCGGUCACUCUAGUUCUGAGUCGGAACAGGAUGAGAACGAGCUGCGUGUCGCCGAGGGUGGAGCCCUAACGGUGGACCGACCGGGCCGUGUUCGCUCUCUGUACCCCGAGGAGUCUGACUCAGGUUCUGAGUCAGAGUCGGAGUCUGCUGACUCGGAGUCCACCCCGGCGGGUGACCGAGCCGGGGAGAGAGGGAACAUCAAGAAAACAGCGUCGUCUCCACGUGACCAACAGCCACAGCCGAGUAAGAAGGCAGAGCACGAUCCCGUGAUUGAUGCCGAUAGUCGUAAAAGUCCUACAUGCACUCCCCAGAUCCUAUCGUCUGAGGACACCAAGGUACGAGGGAGUCAAAUCUCGCGACAGCCAUCCGUGGGCGAAGAAUCUGCCGCGUCCAUUGAGAUACCAACGAGAGACCCAGUGCCGCGAGCGGUAGAUAAUGCCUGGGUGCGAAACACCUCAGAGGAAAAACAGACGCGAACUGGAUAUGAGGUGGCGAAAAGCGAGGGUGAGCCAUUCGGGUCUGGCCACGGGAUGAGAGCGACGCCCGAAUUCGCACAAAAUACUCAGCCAGAGGAGAUCGCUGCUUCCCGCUCUCAGUUGGCCUUCGCGGCUCCAGAAAGUGAUCAGUCUCAUUACACGGAUUCUCGUACUGGAGAGGAUAUUCAGCAGCCGGUCAGACGAGCAGCUAUGUCAGAAGAUCGACCUAGGGCAGUGCAGAACCAAACUGCCAUCAGUAGUCCUAAAACCCCAGCCGAGAGCUCAGGUCUUGAGGAGGCUGACCGGCCAGUCAAGUACGGUUGGAUAUCAGGCGGUGGUCACGCGCCACCCGUUGAACACAGUCAUGUCGAACAAAGGCUUGUGGCUGGUUCCGUCGCUGGUGAGGCCUCUUCGCUGGUGGCUGACCGUGCUGAAAGAAGCCAGCACCGCGGGCUGACUGAGACGGUUGCUGCCGAUCGGGAUAGCGCCCGACCGCCGGUUCACAGCAGAACGCGAUUCCCACCGGAGGUGUGUGAGCCUCGGGCGGACGCGUGCUCGCAGUGCGAUGAACCCGACAGGGAGAGUUCCGGAUUCGCCGGGCGCUAUCAGAGGAGCGGCGCCGAGCGACCGGCGGCGGGUAGAAUUGAUCGCUCAGUCGGGCCCUGUGAGGGACUCUGCCGGCGUUUGUCCGAGUCAGCGGGACUAGAACCGACCACAGAGGACGCGGCUGUGCAGACUCCUUUAUCCGCCCGGCGUGACCCGCCCAGUCGCACUGGUCGCCACUCCUGCCACCGCGAUACUCACGGCCGGCGGCGUCACUCUGCGCUGUGCAACACCUCUGACGCGGAGAGUUCCGAUACGAGCCACCAAUGGUCUCCGCCGCUGCCUCACCGGCCCCGACCAUCGACCGCUGAGGGUCUCAGACGUCCCCGAGCAGCACAAUCCACCGCCAGACCUCGUCCACCUGUGGCAGCCACUCGCUCCUGUCCUCAGUGUGGUCUGGGCGGUGGGGGUUCGGGCGUCCGGCCGACGGUCACCGUGUCUGCCCCGGUCCUGGGUGGAGACGGUCAGCAGCCUACCAGCCCGGCGCGGCUGGCUGUGCGACAGAUGCGACAUCGUAUCAGGGCGCUGGGCAUGUGGAGCGAUGGAGACGGAGCCUCCUCAGACGGGGACCGGGCGCCGCCGGAGUCGGGAGGACCGGCCGACGUGCGCCGGAUACUGGACCGUGCCAAACACUUCCUUCACGGCCAGACGGCGGCCGCCUCACGCUACCGGCGAGCCUCGGAGCUGCAGUCUGACUCUGAAGACGUCUCCACGGACGACGAGGAGCGAUCGGCCACGGAAAGAGACGUGCAGCUACGGGCCGUUACGCGGCACUAUGGCAGGCUCAAACAGGAGCGAAGUCACGCGUCCGACUCCCAGCUGAACGUGCGCCCCUCGUCGGCGUACCAGCCGAGCCGGGGUGAGCAGCUGCACUCCUCUCUGGCCGCCAUCCACACGUACCGUCCCCCGCCGCCGGUUCGUCGCCGGCCGCCGCCCCAGUCUCCCCCCGCCCCUCCGCCGCGGCAGCGGUCACCGCCGGCCCCGCCGCCGCGUCCCAAACCGCGCCCGGAGCGCAGCGUUCUGGAGCGAACGCAGGAGCUCAAGGCCUGGCUGCGUAAGGCUACAGUUGCGUGGAAGCUGGGCUCACUGGACGUGUAAGGUAGGACUGGGAGCCGCAGUGCUCGGCAAAUGUUGGUCUAGCCUUGCCGCCGCCUGCAAGCUGUGGUAUCCGAGGCAUCAGUGGUACGAGCGGCUCGUGUGUCGCGGCUUGUAGCUCUGACGUUCGCUCGGCGGUGUAACUUGCUGUUUGAAACCGAGGCCUGUUCUGUCGGCCUUUGGUGGGCUCUCCAAAUCAGUACGUAGCUCUGCGUAGCGCUCGAGGGUAUUCUCCCAGAAAUGGGAACUCGCAUGCUUAUUGAAUGAGACUCGCAUGCUUUCAGGCUUUCACCAUAGCAUUCCAUCAACAUAUCGUUCACGGCAGUGGGCACAUGUGCACUUUGUCGUGUUUGCGGGUCUGGUAGCCUAGUUAGUUCGCUGUGUGUGAGCCUGGUAGGUAGGUAGGCACUGCGUAAUCAACGAUUCUAGUCAUCGCUGAUCGUUUACCGGUCUCAGAAAAGAUAAGCCUUAGUGAAAUAGUGGUAUAUCUAUUUUAGGAACUAAUCUAGUCAUGAAAUAGGACUCCACCUGUUGAAACUAUUCUAGUCGUAUUGGAUCAAUUGACAGGUUCAUUUAGAACACAGUGGGUGAUAGAUAUUGGCUUGCCUUGCGGAAUCAUGGGCUGUAAAUACAGACGACGCGCGCGUGUCGCUGCUCAGAUUUAAGAAACUGAACCGCAUCGCGGCUUAGUUUCAUGCCAUUCUUCGCCAGCAUUGCGUCUGUCAUAUCUCCUACAUUUCUCGAGCUUUCUCUGCUCAUUCGAACUAUACAAAUCGCUCACACCUUAUUGACCCACGAUGUGGUUUAGAUCACAAGAAAGCAUGUUUUCGGCGUACUUGUGCGCAGGUCGGAUAGUGUGUGCGGACCCGAGAGCUGCCCUAUUCUCACGUUGACUAGCCGCACACGGUGUAAUUUGAACGCUCCGGCAUAUUGGGUGUGUCAAUGUGAUGUGGAUAUGCUGAUCUGUCCAGGCGAAACUAUUUAUUGAUGGAGCGUGGCUUGAUGUCGCCGUUUGUCGAGUGUCAUGAACGCCGUUAUGUCGCAUUGAACCGCGACGGAUCUCUGUCGCUGGUCUCUGUCAAAGUGCGAGUGGUGUCCGAGGAUCGAUUAUCUCAGAUUAGGGACUGAUGAUCAAAGUUCUGGGGUUAAUGAUCUCAGUCCAGUUGCUGGUCUCAGUCAGGGUGCCGCUGCUUACAGUCCAGGUGCCGCUGGUCGCAGUCCAUGGAUCGCUGUUCGCUUUUCAAGGGUCAUUGGACUCAGUUGAAGGCCGAGAUCCUCCGAUCUCCAUGAGUAUUUGAAGGGGGCAGCUGGUGUUCUCUGUCCAAGAUGGUAAACGUGAGCCGAAUAUCAUGCGCCGAGCCAUUUGAUGUGUGUGCCUCCUCGAUCCAUGUGUGAUUUGAUGUGAUCACGUGACAUGACCUGUGACGUCAUCUGGUGUGACUCGAGUGUAUUGCCAUUGAGGUAAAAACUGCUGUUCGGUGUCAGCGAAAAUGGGAGGAACAGGAUUAUUACAUUCCUGUCGUAAUAUGAUUUCAACAUCAGAGAUGUGAUGUUCCUGGCAUGAUAGUCGAAAUAUUGACGUGGCAUGAUUGUGACAUCAUGUAUCGAUGAUUCUGACCUGAUUAUGACAUCGCUGCCGUGAUGUGAUUGUGGCGUUACUGACGUGACAGGACUGAGCCGUGUCCUGUAUGGCCGGCGGUGCCGAGGGUGGACCUCCGCCGCUGUCUCGCUGUGCGCGGCGCGUCUGUGUCCGGCGGACCGCCCGCUCAGCGCCGGCCGGCAGCUCAGGUGCCUUGGUGUGCUGUGUGUGCGACUGUGACGGCGCCCUCCGUGCUCUGUCUCGAUCUCCGCUCUCCCCGGACCGGGCCAGCCCGGUGGCCGGUGGAACCCUCCAGUGCUCAAUACAGGUCCUCCCGUCCUUCA